Molecule: messenger RNA, 2301 nt
Organism: Hippoglossus stenolepis (Pacific halibut)
Lineage: Eukaryota; Metazoa; Chordata; Actinopteri; Pleuronectiformes; Pleuronectidae
Product: 5-hydroxytryptamine receptor 1
Exons: 2
Coding region: 496-1731 (411 amino acids)
Biological process (GO): G protein-coupled receptor signaling pathway
Cellular component (GO): membrane
Molecular function (GO): G protein-coupled receptor activity
Source: RefSeq, a predicted model, not a curated record
GAUGUGGUGUGGGUCCAGAUAACAUAGUGAAAUAGGGUGUUUUUGUUUUUGUUUUACAUUUUCACUUUAAAUAAAAUAAUAAUAAUUCAUGGAUCUUGAUAUAUGUCACGUUUCAGAGGCAGAUUUCUGCGCGUGUACAACUUGAUGCAGCUUCUUUGCGCCGCCAUACGACUUUGUUAAUAUGAUAAAUCUUCUCAACGUCUUCAGAGUACACACGUCACCUCUGCUUUUUAUAGAGGAAGGUGAAGAGGGAGGAGGGCAAACUGCUGUUCACCUUCAUCUCUUCAACAAGGUCAGACUACUCCUGCUCCUGAUUACAGGCCAAUCAACCGCUACCGACCAUCCACCCAAUCAGUGCCAGAGCCAAACAAGGACAAACACCCUUGAAUAAGUCAAUUUAAGCAGAGGUCCUCUUCAACUACUCUGUACCAUGUGUUCCCUUAAAUCAGAGGCUGUGCUGCACACUGCCUUCCACCAUGACACAGGUUAUCUGGGAUGAAUGAAAGAGCGAUGUCCCAUUCAGGGGAGAUGAUGGACGUUCAGACUUUGUGGAACCAAACAACCUGGCACCGUGACACUCGCGUGGAAGUGUGGUUCCUCCUCUUCAACUGCACAGUCCUAACUCUGACCCUAGUCUUGGGUUUACCCGGGAACCUGUGGGUGUGCUGGUUGGUUUCCAGGACCAAGAGCCUGCAGACCUGCAACAACGCGCUGCUGGUCAGCCUGGCCACCAGCGACCUGCUCAAAUGCUCCGUGGACACGCCGCUGCUGCUCUUCUCGCUGCUGCGCUACGGGGGCGGCCGCCGGGUGUCGGUGCCCGUGUGCACCCUGCAGCAGUUCACCUACGCGCUGUGCAGCUGCGUCCAGCUGCUCACGCUGGUCGGCAUCAGCGUGGAGCGGUUCCAGGCCAUCGCCUUCCCCUUCCAGACCGAGGGCCGGAAAGCGAGGGUCCGCGUCUGGAUCCUGUUCAUCUGGGCGUGCGGCCUCGUCCUGGCGCUCGUCUCCCUGACUCUCUCCGAGAAAGCGCUGUGUUACAUGCUCUGUCGCCCGCACGGUGCCGGCCACGCCGGGGAGGCUCCUCGGUACUCGGACCCGUUCGGACCCUACGUGCUGGUGCCGGUGUGGGGACUGUGUAUAACUUUGAUCGUCAUCCACUACGUGCGGAUAUUCAAAGUUGUGAGGCAGCACCGGAAACAAGUUUUCCACCGGGGAGUCCAGCUGAGGCCGACGGUGUCUGAGGACGUCUGGGCCUGGCUGAGUGGCCUGGCCUCAGGACCGGCUCCAGGGGGCCUCUUCAGCCCGCUGCCGCCCCGCCGCACGGUGCUCCUGGUAGCGGAGGCCGGUGCGCCCUGUGCGCCGGCCGCCUCUGGCACCGGGGGCGCGCCGGGGAGACAUCCGCAGAUCGUCGGGGCAGUGUGUCUGAUGACCCCCGGGGCCAGGGAGCGGGGGAAGAAACGGAUGGAGGGGAAAGUGGCUCAGCGUUUCGGUUACAUUAUCAUUGCGUUCACUCUCUUCUGGAUGCCCAUGGUGGUUAUUCUGCUGGUGAAAGUCAUCUCUCGGCUGGAGACGGACAGACUGCUGAUGGAGCUGGAGACCUCAGCCGUGGUGCUGACCUGCAUGCAGGCUGCAGUGGAUCCUCUCAUCUACACUUUGGUCACGAGACAGUUUCGCUCUGAACUCAGCAAGAUCCUCUCCACCAUCCCGGGAUGUCCACUGAAACCCAGAGCCUGAGGAUUCGACUCUUUGAUGAUGGAUGUCUGAGGACACGUGGACUGAAGUUAAAUGUACACGAGCCCCCGUUUUGCACACGCUCAGAGGGAUUUAGAGGCAGGUGAAGAAGAGAGCCCACAGAUUUUUGUAUUUGUGGCAGAUAUAGAUGUUUUUAUCAGGCGUUUCACAGUCGGGACACAAGACAAGGUCAUACAUAAUAUCCAGCACCUGACAAGAUACGCACAGCAGUAGUCUCAACAACGACAGGUGGCGUAGGAGGGCAAAGCAAAGAGGGAGAGGGAAAACGGACUGAGCCCAGAAAAGAGACAAUCAAAGAAGAGUACUUAACACAGAGAGAGAGAGAGAGAGAAAGAAACACAAUCAAAGACAAGACCUUUUGCAUUUGCUGUUUGGAAAUAAAAAUGCAAUCCUUUUGACACUUGGAGCGGAAAUAUGCUUAGAUAAGUCAAACUGUCAUUUUCAAAGUGCAGCUGACACAAAACAACCUGUCCAGAAACAGGGAAGCGGGAAAUAAAUGGUGGUUAAUCACGGUCCUAUAGCAAAUAAAUAAAAAAUAGAAAAUUCAGGGAA